GCGUACUGCGCUCGUUAUCGCGCAAUAUAUGUUCAUUAUAUAUGUUAAGCCACCGGAUCGUUUUAGUUGUCCACCUGUUGACACGCCGAAUAUACGUCUCCUAUUUUUCUCAUUAACAUCACUGCCAUUCUUCAUUCGACACCCGCCGCGAUCAUACAUCGUCAACCUUUUUAUCGUGACGACAAUGACAGCGCAACGAACCUUUCUAAUCGUACUUUUCUAUAUAUAUGUACAUUUUUCACAUGGCUUUACGAAAGACGAUGAUAUUUGUUAUUGGCAUCACCCACGUGUUAAUAAUUAUUCCGAAUGCAAUUUUGUGAAAAAUCGACAUAGUCUCAUUUGUUUCAAUGGGCUUAAAAACGAAUGGAAAGCAAAGGCUAAACAUGUGCAGAUUCUCAUUCUUUGCGAGUGGCCAAAAGCAACAUUUGAUCCGCAUGAGGUUUUACGAAAAUUCACGUUCUUGCGAAAAUUAAUAAUUGCGAACAGUAAUUUAACUCAGUUGUCAUCUGCAUUUCCGAUCGAGGCGCAAUUUCUCGAGAAAAUCAAUGUGACUGGCACCAAACUGCGCACGUUACCGAAAGAUGCAUUCUCUAAUCUGCGAUCUCUGAGAUAUCUCGACUUGAAAAACAAUGCUCUCGAAGAGAUCAAUGUAACAGCUUUCAAUACGCCUGCAUUAAAGCGUAUUCUUUUGGCUGGUAAUCCAUUGAGAUGUACGGAGGAUACAGCGUGGAUUUUGGACCCCAACGAAGGAUCAGCCGCGAGCAAAGUCGUCGACAAAGACAAAUUACUUUGCGCUACGCCGUAUGAUGGAAGACCGCUUCUCCCGAUCAUCGAGAUAAUAGUGACAUUAAACAAAGAAUGCAAACAAACAGUCUGCGAUUGCGAACUGAUUUACGUGGUUGGUGCGGGCAAGCUUACGCAGAAACAGCUUAUAGCUUUUACUUCGGUCAAUUGUAGUCAUCGAGGUCUAACUGAAAUGCCCAAUUUUUUACCCGCAAAUACGACGACCCUUCGUCUAACCGGAAAUAAGAUUAAGGACUUAACUCCACUCACAACUAAUCCCAUCUACAAGUCGGUUUUGGAUCUUUACAUAGACGAUAAUCUGAUAGAAUCUAUCGUUGGGCUAGAAGGAUCAGAUUGGCUAGAUCGCUUUCGACUCCUUAAUCUUCGAGGGAAUAAACUUAUCGAUCUGCCUACUUAUGCUCUGGAAAACGCAUUGUUGCACAACAGCAAUGUCGCUGGCUUAUAUCUCGGCAAUAAUUCGUGGACAUGUAAUUGUCAUUUUACACCAAGCUUUCAGGACCUUUUGAUUCGGCAUCCAAAUUUAGUAAAAGAUAUCAACGAUAUAAAAUGUGCUGUCGCAAGCGAUAAUGAUAAUUCGAAUAAGCAGAUUCGCGAUCUUACUCGGACCGAGAUUUGCAUCUCAUCGGACGAAGAUUCUUGGCUUCAUCCCCUUGACAUUUUGAACAUCGUAUUGGCAUCAUUAAUAUUCCUUGUGCUAGGUAAGCUUUUGUAUGAUUAUUGGUCUUUUAAGAAAACUGGAAAGCUACCUUGGAUCGUCGCCAAAAUACCAUGAUAAUGUUACAAAUGCCUUUUAUCUCUUGUAAAAAGAAUUAAGUAUUUAAAUUGUUUAAGUAUGAACGGAGAUUGUGUAAUAAAAAAAUCUUUGCAUUAAAAUAUUUUUUAAUUAAUCACA
This is a messenger RNA of Nylanderia fulva, 1696 nucleotides long. It is a transcript of the gene swi2, whose product is annotated as Protein singed wings 2. Gene Ontology annotation, molecular function: protein binding. The record is from RefSeq and is a predicted model, not a curated record. Lineage: Eukaryota; Metazoa; Arthropoda; Insecta; Hymenoptera; Formicidae.